Messenger RNA from Nicotiana tabacum (common tobacco), 414 nucleotides. RefSeq lists its product as uncharacterized. NCBI's taxonomy places the organism in Eukaryota, Viridiplantae, Streptophyta, Magnoliopsida, Solanales, Solanaceae. The record is from RefSeq and is a predicted model, not a curated record.
AUGUGCAAGAAGUUCACAAGGAUAGAGUUCAAACACAUUCCCAGGAUCCAGAAUGAGUACUCAUUCCAUGUAGAUGACGAUCUGGACGGCAAGUCAUGGUACUACAACAUCAAAAGGUUCCUUAGAACAAGAGAGUACACAGAGAGUGCCACCAACGGUGAGAAGCGACCACUUAAAAGGCUAGCCAAUCACUUUUUCCUUAAUGCGGAAGUCCUGUAUAGGAGGACCCCAGACUUGGGUCUGUUAAGAUGUGUAGAUGUUGCUGAAGAAACCAGAUUGCUAGAAGAAAUACAUUCAGGGACAUGUGGACCUCACAUGAAUGGCUUCACCUUAUCCAAGAAGAUUUUAAGAGCCAGAUACAUUUGGAUGACCAUGGAAAGUGAUAGAAUCCGUUAUAUGAAGAAGUGUCACUAG